Molecule: messenger RNA, 1000 nt
Organism: Argiope bruennichi
Lineage: Eukaryota; Metazoa; Arthropoda; Arachnida; Araneae; Araneidae
Gene: Vps2
Product: charged multivesicular body protein 2a-like
Exons: 5
Coding region: 173-835 (220 amino acids)
Biological process (GO): late endosome to vacuole transport; endosome transport via multivesicular body sorting pathway; protein transport
Cellular component (GO): ESCRT III complex; multivesicular body
Source: RefSeq, a predicted model, not a curated record
AACACUUCGAAUGACAAGCAAAACAGAAGUUGUUGAAUAAUUCGGUUAUUGCUGAUAAAUUUGUAAUAGCUAGUUAAACAUUCAACAAUGUUGAUAUAAAUUUGUACUUUUAUGAAUUUAUAUUUUGCUAAUUCAUAGUAGAAAUUAUUCGGAACUUUUUACUUAGGGAACAAUGGCUAUGGAUUUUUUGUUUGGACGUCGUAAGACGCCAGAGGAAAUGCUGAGACAGAAUCAGCGAGCUUUGAAUAAAGCUAUGCGUGAUCUUGACAGAGAACGAUCCAAAAUGGAACAACAAGAAAAGAAAAUAAUAAACGACAUUAAAAAAAUGGCUAAAGAAAAUCAAAUGGAUGCAGUCAAAAUCAUGGCAAAAGAUCUUGUGAGAACACGAAGAUAUGUAAAAAAAUUCAUACUUAUGCGGGCAAAUAUUCAAGCAGUAUCUUUAAAAAUACAAACACUUCGGUCUCAAAAUGCAAUGGCACAAGCUAUGAAAGGUGUUACCAGAGCCAUGCAAAAUAUGAAUAAACAACUAAACCUUCCACAAAUUCAGAAGAUAAUGCAAGAAUUUGAAAAGCAAAGUGAAAUAAUGGAUAUGAAAGAAGAAAUGAUCAAUGACACUAUUGAUGAUGCCAUGGGAGAUGAUGAAGAUGAAGAAGAAAGUGAUGCCAUCGUGGCCCAAGUACUUGAUGAAUUAGGCCUUGACGUUUCUGAUAAACUUAAGGAACUUCCCAGUACUGGUGGAACCCUAACUGCUGGAGUUUCAACUAAUAAAGAACCAGCCUUAGCGGAUGUAGAUGCAGAUUUGCAAGCUCGUUUAGAAAAUCUGCGAAGAGAAUAAAGCAUGCAAACUUUGUUUGAUGUACUAUAAAAUUUCAAAGUGCUUAUACAUUAUAUUUUUUGUUAUCUGAAACAACAACAGAAACAUGUAUUUGAAUGUAUAUAUAUUUUUAUUAAUAUCUUAAAAAAUGCCAGACACUUUAAAUAAAGAAUGCAGUUUAUUGAA